Messenger RNA from Acipenser ruthenus (sterlet), 1940 nucleotides. RefSeq names its product putative C-type lectin domain family 20 member A. Bases 241 to 1347 code for a protein of 368 amino acids. The transcript has 14 exons. The record is from RefSeq and is a predicted model, not a curated record. NCBI's taxonomy places the organism in Eukaryota, Metazoa, Chordata, Actinopteri, Acipenseriformes, Acipenseridae.
CAAUAAAAAUACAUUCAACAAAGUAAGAGGGUGGCUGACUGAAUAAUGUUUUUAUGCCACGGUGAAUUUCUAUAAACAGUAAUGUAAAAUAAAUUGUUAUAAUUGAUAGUGAAUUAGUUAAGGGUCAACGAUCAAAGGAUAUUUGGAAUGGGUUUCUUUGGGAGUUUAUAAUAAAGGCUGUCUCAAUCUUAGCACAGUAUUGAUUUGCAUUGGGUUGGGUGUGCCAGUGUGAUCUCGUUAAUGUGCAGGUUAAUACAGCAGCACCUUCAUAUCCAGCGAGCAGGACACAGAGACAGACAGCAGCUACUCCACUCUCUAGUAAUCGAGUCUGCUGUGAUGGGGGAGAGGGGAUUGCUUAUCCUUCUGCUUGCAGGACUAUGUGGGCCUGCUUCCAAUCAGAUCAGAAAACAUGUGUUUGUGCCAAUUACACUGAGCUGGUCUCUAGCUCAGACCUACUGUAGACAGCAACACACAGACCUGGCCACUGUGCGCAGCCAAGAAGAAGCAGAGCAGCUCUUAACUCUUUCAGAAUUCUCUCUCAUUGAUUCUGCCUGGAUCGGGUUGUAUCGUGAUAACACACAGAACUGGAAGUGGUCUAACAGCGAUGAUGUCAUCUACUCCAACUGGAACAGUGGGGAACCAAACAAUGUGUUUGGCAUUGAGAAUUGUGUGAUUAUGAGCCUAAGGAAUGGUCUGUUUACAUCCAGAGGUAAAUGGGUUGAUGUGGUUUGCGGCGGGAUCCUCCCCUUCUUCUGCUAUGAGGAUAUAAAACCUACAAACCUCUCCGCUCUGAUCAUUCAAAAUCAAGAAUCCUCAAGCCUCCCCUCCACUCUGAUCUCUCAAGAUCCAAACCCCUCUGACCUGCCUUCUACACCGGCCUCUAAAGAUCCAAACCCCUCUGACCUGCCUUCUACACCGGCCUCUAAAGAAGCAGAACCCUCAAGCCUCCCCUCCACUCUGAUCUCUCAAGAUCCAAACCCCUCUGACCUGCCUUCUACACCAGCCUCUAAAGAUCCCAAACCUUCAAGGCCUCCUUCAACACCAGUCACUAAAGAUCCCAAACCUUCAAGGCCUCCUUCAACACCAGUCACUAGAGAUCCAAACCCCUCUGACCUGCCUUCUACACCAGCCUCUAAAGAUCACAUGGCAAUCGGAAGGGUCAAACUUACUGCACCAAAAGGAAUGAAUCUUGAAGACCCCAAAGUGAGCGAAGCCAUUUUAGAGCAGAUUCGGGAGUACCUCUCCAAGAAUUUUCCGAUGGAAGGCGUUAAGAUGCGCUGGAGAAAACAAGACGGAGAGAUUUUCCACAAGGAUGAGGAAGAGGAGGAGACGUCCUCCGAGCCGUGAGAUACCAUUGCCGGCAGCGGGGUUCGGGGCAUUUUGCCAUUGGUCUCUAUUAUAAACAUGCCAAACUUCUUAAAUUUUGUUAAAAAAGUGAUUUGAUUUCUUAAUAUUUUAUUUCUUUGGUGGAUAGUAUCAGGGAAAAUUGAUUCAGGGUGGGAAUAAGGUUUAAUCAGGGCUUUUGAGUGUGUGUUUAAUUUUAUAUUAGUAACUACAACGAAACUGUCAAUAAAAUCAGGUUUAUUGAGGGUGUGUUUGUUGUUUCAAUUUUCUGUGUAUUUUUAUAUGAUAAUUCAUAUAUAUAUAUAUAUAUAUAUAUAUAUAUAUAUAUAUAUAUUAGUUAUUUGUGCAAUCGAGUGAUGCAGGCUAUUUCACUCAAUGUUUUUUCUUCUUUAUGCAAGUCAAGGUUGUUAUAAUAGUAGAACACACUAGUGGAGGCUUUGAGUAAAUUGUUGAUGCUCAUAAUGCAUCAGAGUAGAAAAUUGCAACAUGGCUAAGACUUUUGCUUCAGUUGAGCUAUCAUUUAAAUUAGGUGUAUUUCAGGUGUUUUAGUUUUAUAUUAAUUUUACAUUAUCUACUGGUGUGCAACAGUUUUUAUA